AUGGAAAACUCAAAGCUAAAGCGUAAUAUAAAACCGUUUAAUGGCGAGAAGUAUAGUGUCUGGAAAUUUAGAAUACGCGCGCUUUUGAGCGAAAUAGAUGUUAUAAGUGUAAUUGAUGAGGAAGUACCCGCAACGCGGAGUCAAGAGUGGACCACAAAGAAUUGUAUUGCUAAAAGUACUAUCGUUGAGUAUUUAGAAGAUUCUUAUCUUGGUUUUGCUAAGGAAGAAAUAACGGCUAAAUAUAUUUUUAAAAAUUUAGAUGCCCUUUACGAACGAAAAAGUCUCGCGACACAGUUGGCUUUGAGAAAACAGUUAUUGUCUCUGAAAUUACACGGUGAUACACCACUAAUAAAACAUUUUACUAUUUUUGAAGAUUUGAUUAUGGAAUUAUUGGCUGCCGGAGCCAAGUUAGAAGAAACUGAUAAAGUGUCUCAUUUAUUACUUACACUUCCGGCGACAUAUGACGGUGUCAUAACUGCGAUUGAAACAUUGUCAGAAGAUAAUUUAACACUGGGAUUCGUAAAAACAAGACUCUUGGAUCAUGAAGUUAAACUAAAAACAGAAAGUCGUGAUACGA
This is a messenger RNA of Arctia plantaginis, 577 nucleotides long. The record is from the annotation of a GenBank genome assembly. NCBI's taxonomy places the organism in Eukaryota, Metazoa, Arthropoda, Insecta, Lepidoptera, Erebidae.